This is a messenger RNA of Chenopodium quinoa (quinoa), 3093 nucleotides long. RefSeq names its product zinc finger CCCH domain-containing protein 30-like. The transcript has 2 exons. Gene Ontology annotation, molecular function: protein binding; metal ion binding. The coding region runs from base 569 to 2785 and encodes 738 amino acids. Lineage: Eukaryota; Viridiplantae; Streptophyta; Magnoliopsida; Caryophyllales; Amaranthaceae. The record is from RefSeq and is a predicted model, not a curated record.
AAAUUGUUGGUGCAUAUAAGAAUUUGUGUUAUUAAUUUUUUUUUUUAUUACCGUUCUUGAAAAUUUCUGAUAUACAGAAUAUUCAAUUGUAAAAAUACCCUUCAAAAAUCGAGAAAAGAGAAAAAAAAAAAAAUCCAUUAAAAAAGAGCAGGCUUAAGAGCAAUACAUGUAUGCUUGUAAGUUGUAACUAGAGUGAGUUGACUCUUUCACGAAACAUAGAAAUUUCAUUACUAGUAAGCAGAAUUUCUCCAUUAAUGUGAAAUUUGGGAUUAAUUUCAUUUGACUUUCAUUGGAAUUUGGAGGGCAAGAGGAGGGGAAGGGUGCACAGCAGAGCCGACCAGUAUACUGCAGUAAAGUCUGGAGUUGCAGCUUCGUUUAUCUCUCUUCUUUUCACACACAUUGUCUCUUUCUCUCUCGUUUUCAAUUCAUUCUUUUAUGAAUUGAUUUGAAGUAGAUAGAGUUGAAUCUAUCAAUUUUAUUUAUUUAAUCACAUUGCUAUUAUCUUACUUAGGUUUCUGGAUUGACUCAUUUGUUCGAUUUACUCAUCUUUUGUUGUGUCUUUUAAACUAUGUGUGGUUGUCCGGAUCGAACAAACACCACGGUUGAUUCUGAGCAAUCUCCUCCUCAACACAAUUCCAACACAACCAUGAAGGAACCCAACCAUGUUUUUGCUGAGUCAGAAAACUGUUUUUCCAACAUACUAGAGCUUGCUGCCAAUGAUGAUGUUCAAGGGUUCAAUAAGAUCUUAGAGCAUGAUGCUUCUGUGAUAUGUCAAGCUGAUUUAUGGUAUGGCCGGCAGAUGGGCUCUAGGCAAAUGGUUCUCGAGCAUCGAACACCCCUCAUGGUUGCUGCUACUUAUGGCAGCUUGGAUGUUUUGAAGCUAAUACUUGCUGAACCUGGGGUUGAUGUCAACUUUUCGGACAUCCCAGACAAGAGUACUGCCCUGCACUGUGCAGCUUCUGGUGGAUCAGUCGAUGCUGAUGAAGUUGUGAAGCUGCUGCUGGAAUCUGGAGCAGAUGCCAAUGCGUUGGAUAUGAAUGGUCAUCGCCCGUUUGAUAUUAUUGUUGUCCCUCCUAAACUCCCUAGCAAAAGAGUUUCAUUAGAAUACCUCCUUGCAAACAAUGAUCCUCACAGGUCCAUUAUUGGGCCUAAGCUGCGUGUAUCGGUUAGGAGUUCGGGUACUAGCUCCCCACCUCUGUCUUCAUCACCCGGGAACGACUCAUCGUCUUGUCCAUCAGAUUCAAUGUUAUCUCCAAAGAUCCUGAAGUUGUCAGAUCAUUCUAUUAACCAGCCACCCGAAAAGAAAGAAUACCCCAUUGACCCUUCUCUUCCUGACAUAAAGAACAGCAUCUAUGCAACUGAUGAAUUCCGUAUGUUCUCUUUCAAGGUCCGGCAUUGCUCUCGUGCAUACUCCCAUGAUUGGACUGAGUGCCCUUUUGUUCACCCAGGAGAAAAUGCACGACGAAGGGAUCCAAGGAGUUAUAAUUAUAGUUGUGUUCCUUGUCCUGAAUUUCGGAAGGGCACAUGUAGAAGGGGCGACUUGUGUGAAUAUGCUCAUGGGGUAUUUGAGUGCUGGCUUCAUCCUGCCCAAUACAGAACAAGGCUAUGCAAGGAUGGGACAAGCUGCAAUCGAAGGGUGUGUUUUUUUGCCCAUCUCCCUGAGGAGCUAAGGCCACUUUAUGUGUCGACAGGCUCAGCUGCACCUUCACCACGUGCAUCGGCCUCUGCUGCCACUGUCAUGGACAUGGCAGCUGCAAUGAAUCUCUUUCCGGGUUCCCCGUCAGCUAUCUCAGCUAUGUCACCAUCGCCAUUUUCUCCGCAGUGCAUGUCACCUCCCACCAACGCCUGCUCAAAUUCUCCUUUGCCCCCGCAACAAAAUUUUCCUACACUUCAUCUUCCUGGAAGCAACCUUCAAUCAAGUCGUUUGAGAUCUUCACUUAGUGCCAGAGACAUUCCACCUGAGGACUAUAAUAUGCUACUUGAUUUUGAUGCACAGCAACAUUUGUUGGAUGACCACAUGGCUAGUUUUUCACAGCAACGGGCUAAACCUUCUUCCAUGAUGCGUGGCGUUCGAACAAAAACAUUAGCUCCUUCUAACCUGGAGGAGGCAUUUUACUCUGAGAUUGCCUCGUCUCCUCGUUAUUCUGACCAAGCAGCAGCUGCUGUUUUCUCCCCAACCCACAAGUCUGUGCUACUCAAUCAGUUCCAACAUCAGCAGAGUUUUUUGGCACCUAUUAACACAUCAAAUAUUUACUCACCCAAGAGUGUUGAGCAUCCCUUGUUACAGGCUUCUUUCAAUGUUUCUUCUCCGGGAAGGAUGUCCCCACGAAGUGUUGAACCUAUCUCACCAAUGAGUGCUAGACUUUCUGCUUUGGCACUUCGCGAGCAGCAGCAGCAGCAGCUGCGUAGCUUUAGUUCUAGAGAAUUUGGAAUCAAACACACAUCUUCUUUGGUCGGAUCUCCAGUCAAUUCAUGGUCAAAUUGGGGAUCACCAAAUGGGAAGGUGGAUUGGUCCGUCAAUGGUGGGGGUGAUGAUAUGGGUCAAUUGAGGAGAUCGUCUUCAUUUGAGCUUGGGAACAAUGGAGAAGAACCAGACCUCUCUUGGGUCCAGUCUCUGGUAAAGGAAUCUCCCCCUGAGACGGAAGAAAAACAUGGUGCUCCUGUUUCUGGUGCUACUUCAUCUGGUGAGGGACUGGCUAAUAAAGCGUCAAAGGAUCCAACGGAUUAUUCUGUAGUAGGUGCAUGGCUUGAGCAUAUGCAGCUUGAUCAGAUUGUAACCCAGUAAGAUACUCUUCUAUCUUCUUUUUUGCUCUUGAUUGAGGUAGAAAGAACUAGUGUAGUAUAUUAUAAACCUUUAUUUGGAGGACUUUUUUCCCAUAUUUUAUUUUGGCAUAGUUGGGAUUCAUGAAGUAUUUUGGUUAUUAGUCAUUUAUUGUAAUAGCCAAGGGGGACAAAAGCACUUUUAGCUGGGUGUACAGCAAGUGAACCCGACUCAGGAAUGAUCUUCCCAAGCCCUUUGGAGUGUAGGACUAAUUUUCCUUAUAUAUUUUUGACGUAGAAAUUACCUUAAUUGAGUGGAAGAAUUGGAGAUUA